AUGAGAGCGAUCCGCCUCGCAGCAAGGCUGGGUUGCAAACAGGCAGAACCAGAUUCCCCAAGUAGAAAGUAAUCAAUUUGCCUGUCUACUGCAGUUGCAGAAGUCAGCUUCUCUCUCGCACUGCUGCACUUGAAGAUGAGCCCUUGGACAAUUAUUUAAGGACUAGGAGCAGAAAGCAUGAUGAAAAGACUUACUGGAAUGCCACUCAAAACACAAUACUUGGGAAAAUAUUCAAACCAAUAUUUUUCACAUUAUACUCAAGCUUAGCCUCCAGAGUUCCCUUCUAAAGGAUAACACAGAAAGACUGUCAUCAGCACAGGAUCCAAAGGUUAUUGAUACCUCUCCAUGGAUAUUACUGCAUUCAAGAAGACAAGCACAUAUUAAAGAGAUGUCUUCAAGCAAGUUCUUGAAAUACUUUUCUAUGUUCAAAAGCAAACAGGGAAAUUUAGGUUGACUGCAGAGAGCAGACUGCAAGCUAUGCCCACAGCCAUUUGAAAGGGAAACAAGUGAAAAAGAAGAAACUGGAGUUAAGUCCCUGUGUUACAAGAGAAGUAAAGAAUAAAGAAAAAAACUGAGCACAAGAAUCAUGAGAGAUCGCCUCCAGGAGCUUAAACUCCGAGCCAAAGAACUACAGACAGCUGGAGAAAAUAGCUGUCCACCUGUACAAGAAGAGCAGGAAGAGUUUGAACAGCAGGCCAUUAUUUAUGAAAGGGAACCUAUAACUGAAAGGCAUUUCCAUGAAAUCCAGAAGCUUCAGAACGAGAUCAACAAUUUGGUGGAGGAAGUUCAAAAAUUCAGUCAACAACAAAAAAGUUUAGUAUCUUCAAUGAGAAGGUUCAGUGUUCUUAAAAAGGAAUCUAACACAGCAAGAGAAAUAAAAAUUCAAGCAGAGCAUAUACGAAAGGGUUUGGAUGAACUGUCAAAAACAGUGAAAAAAGCUGAAAGUGAAUAUGGGAUAUCACGUGCCAUAGUAAGAAUUUUAGCUUCCCAGCACACUUUCCUGUCCCGGUGUUACCUAAAUGCCAUGCUUUCAUACAAUGAAGCUAUAACAGCCAAGCAAGAGAAAUGCAGAAGGUUUAUUGUUCGUCAGCUUGAGGUAGCAGGUAAAGAGGUAUCUGAGGAUGAAGUCAACGAUAUGUUUCAACAAGGAAAAUGGGAGAUUUUCAAUGAAAAUCUACUCACUGAAGCCAAAAUCACUAAAGCUCAGCUUUCAGAGAUUGAACAGAGACACAAAGAACUGAUCAGCCUAGAGAGUCAGAUCAAAGACCUGAAGGAACUUUUCAUCCAGAUAUCAGUUCUGGUGGAAGAGCAGGGGGAGAUGAUUAACAACAUUGAAAUUAGUAUGAACAACACUCAAGAAUACACCCAAAUAUCCAAAGAAAAAUUUGGACUUGCAGUCAGGUAUCGAAAAAGAAACCCUUGCAAAGUAAUAUGCUGCUGGUGUUGUCCAUGCUGCAAGUGACAAAGGAAAUGACCUUUGUAAGUAGCAGCAGCUCCUAUGCAGUAAACUGAACUUAUCAACCAAUCCCAGGAUUCUCUUAUUGCGUCAUUUUUCUUCUCUUUCCCCCUUCCACACAUCUACUGAGGAAAAACUGCACCUGCUUUUCCAAAUUGAGUUCAAAGAUUGACAAGAGAUCUUCACCUUUGCCUAAAUUUUAUGGCUU
This is a messenger RNA of Coturnix japonica (Japanese quail), 1664 nucleotides long. The record is from RefSeq and is a predicted model, not a curated record. NCBI's taxonomy places the organism in Eukaryota, Metazoa, Chordata, Aves, Galliformes, Phasianidae.